AUGGCCGCCACCUUCACCGGCGGGGAUGUGGAAAUUCGGCGAGGGGACCUCGGAAGGAUUUUAUACGACUUGAGCGCUUCAGAAUGCGAGUACAGAUUCGGCAAGUCCAUCACCGCCCUCGAGGAAUCGGAAGAUGGCGUGCAAGUGUCGUUUCGAAGCGGGGCGACGCAACGGUUCGACCUCGUCGUCGGCGCGGACGGGAUGCAUUCAAAUACGAGAAGGCUCAUCUUUGGCCCCGAAGCCAGCUAUGUCAAGAACACGGGCUGGUUCUAUGCCUUAGCGGACCUGGAAAACCCCGGCGGGCCAUGGAUGUACAACGAGCCGGGUCGAAUGGCGUCCAUCGGAGGGCCCAAGGCUCCCGCUUUCUUUGUUUUCCAGUGCGACGAGGAGGGUUUAAGCAGCGCAACCCCUGAAAAGCAGAGGGAAACCCUCGUCUCCAUCUACCGCGAUGGCGGGUUCAAAGUACCCGAGCUCCUGUCGGCUCUGCCCAACGCCGGCGAAUUUUACAUGGACUCCAUUAGUCGGGUUGACAUGAAGGACUUUACCAAGGGCCGGGUCGUCUUGCUGGGUGACUCGGCCUACGGAAACACCCUCGGCGGGUUCGGAACCGGACUCGCCGUCGUCGGAGCCUACGUCUUGGCGGGCGAGCUUGCGUUGGCCGGUGGUGAUCACGAGGCGGCUUUUGCAAAGUAUCAGGUGGCUAUGAAGCGGUACUCGAGCGGCGGGAACCAUAAAAAGCUCACGGAUAGGUUUGCGACGGAUAUCGAGCUCAAGGACUACGAGAAAUUGAUCGGCAUAUAG
Molecule: messenger RNA, 801 nt
Organism: Parascedosporium putredinis
Lineage: Eukaryota; Fungi; Ascomycota; Sordariomycetes; Microascales; Microascaceae
Source: the annotation of a GenBank genome assembly